CCCAUUUCCUUCCGUUGGAGCCUUUUGGAAACAGUCGCCGCCCCUCCCUAUAUUAAAGGCGCCUUUUGCUCCCCCUCUCUUCUCUCCUCUCCUCUCCUCUCCGCUCGCUCGCUCGCUCUCUCUCUCUCUCGCCCGCGGUGAUCUCCAUCCCUUCUGUCUUCGUUGUCUUUAUUUUGUGCCCCCCCUCAUCGAUUCCAAGGCCAGCCUCGGCCCGCCACCGGAUGGUUUGCUGACCUUGGAGAACGGAACCGGCUCCCCGUCGUCCAGGCUUUCUCGCCUGGAGUUGGUGUUUUUGGUUUUCCGUCUCCAGUUUGGUUUGUAGCUUGACUUGCUGUUUGGCGAUUGGCACAAUUUCUGGUUGUAAUCUGUAAAUCGUCUAUUUUAGGAGAUUCAAUCCUGGUGGCAAAGAAGACAUUUUUAAGGGUUAUGAUUGAGAGUAUUAGUAAGGUUUUAUAGUCUACGUAGAAGUAUACCCAGUUGGGCUUUUCUUAAGCUUCAUCGAGUUGGUUUUGAUUUGGCAUCAUGGACGCAAAACGAGGAGAGGAAACUAGUCUUGUUGGAGCUGCCUCCCAGGUGAAGGAGGGGGUAUCACAGUCUAAUUCGAAGGGGUCUGGGAGCCUUGAUGGUAAUGAUAUGUUUGUUAGAGCUGAUAAAAUUGAUCUGAGGAGCCUAGAUAUACAGCUGGAGAAGACACUCUCAAAGAUCUGGUUGAAAGAAAGAAGAGGUUCUCAGAAGCCAUCAGAAGAAUGGGAGAUUGAUCUAUCCAAGCUGGAAAUAAGGUAUGUCAUUGCACGAGGGACCUAUGGUACAGUUUAUCGUGGCGUGUAUGAUGGCCAGGAUGUUGCAGUGAAAUUGUUGGACUGGGGACAAGAUGGGGUUACCAUAGAUGCUGAAACUGCUGCUCUUCGGGCAUCGUUUCAGCAAGAGGUUGCUGUUUGGCAUAGACUAGACCAUCCAAACGUCACCAAGUUUGUUGGGGCUUCCAUGUGGACUUCAAACCUCAAGAUUCCACAAAAUGAUUCUACUAGUAAUUGCCAUAGCUCCCUUCCAACUCGAGCGUGCUGUGUUGUUGUCGAAUAUCUUGCUGGGGGAACAUUGAAACAAUACUUGAUCAAGAACAGGCGAAGGAAGCUCCCCUACAAAAUUGUGAUUCAAGUUGCACUGGAUCUUGCUAGAGGGUUAAGUUAUCUGCAUUCGAAAAAGAUUGUGCAUCGUGAUGUCAAGACUGAAAAUAUGUUACUGGAUACCAAUCGAAAACUAAAAAUUGCUGAUUUUGGUGUUGCACGUGUCGAGGCUCAGAAUCCCAGGGACAUGACUGGUGAAACUGGAACCCUAGGCUACAUGGCUCCAGAGGUCCUUGAUGGUAAGCCAUACAACAGAAGAUGUGAUGUUUAUAGCUUUGGCAUAUGCUUAUGGGAAAUAUACUGCUGUGACAUGCCAUAUGCUGAUCUUAGCUUUGUCGACGUGUCCUCCGCUGUUGUUCGACAGAAUCUACGACCUGAAAUUCCUCGGUGUUGUCCAAGUUCUUUGGCAAAUAUAAUGAGGAAAUGUUGGGAUGCAAACCCAGAUAAGCGACUGGAGAUGUACGAGGUCGUGAAGCUCUUGGAGGCAAUAGAUACCAGCAAAGGUGGUGGCAUGGUACCUGAAGAUCGGGCUGCUGGCUGCCUCUGCUUUUCCCUGGCUCGUGGUCCAUAAUUCAUUUAUCGGACAGCCCUUGUUUUUUGAAUCCUUUUAUCACAACAAGAGACAAGGAGCACUGAAUAGCAAUUGCCUACUUGCAUAAAGGUCAUUGCCUCAGACUUGUGUGGGUCGAGUCAAAUGACUGGAAAGAUGCUAUGUACUUAAAUAUCCAUGCCAUUUUUAAAUAUCGACCUUGGCGCAUAAGUUAUUUUUGCAUGAAUACAAAUCACAAUUUAUCCA
Molecule: messenger RNA, 1920 nt
Organism: Musa acuminata subsp. malaccensis (wild Malaysian banana)
Lineage: Eukaryota; Viridiplantae; Streptophyta; Magnoliopsida; Zingiberales; Musaceae
Product: serine/threonine-protein kinase 52
Biological process (GO): protein phosphorylation
Cellular component (GO): plasma membrane
Molecular function (GO): ATP binding; protein serine/threonine kinase activity
Source: RefSeq, a predicted model, not a curated record